Messenger RNA from Eruca vesicaria subsp. sativa (arugula), 1313 nucleotides. NCBI's taxonomy places the organism in Eukaryota, Viridiplantae, Streptophyta, Magnoliopsida, Brassicales, Brassicaceae. The record is from the annotation of a GenBank genome assembly.
UUCAAUUUAACAUUUUCUUAAUGAAAAAUGAUUGAUUGAUAAAUUAAUAAAAAUGCCCUAAUUCUCACGAAUCAUAUCAUAAUACGAUUUGCAUAGAAGCUGAUUCAUUUAUUAAUCCAGGGUAGUCUUAUUAUUAUUCCUCUCUGGAUCCCUAUUUCUUUAUAGAAUAUUACUAGAGUAGUUUGAUUGAUUAGGAUCAAAUCUGGUUGAUUGGGAUCGGGAUUAUGGCAUCGUCGGCGUCAGGGAAGGUGGUGGAGAAGGGGCACCAGCUCUACAGGGACGGCAAGUACAAGGAGGCGCUUCUCUUCUAUACUGAGGCUCUCUCUGCCGCUAAGUCCAAGUCCCAGAAGAUCGCUCUUCACAGCAACCGCGCCGCCUGUUAUUUGAAAUUGCACGAUUUCAAACAGGCAGCAGAAGAGUGCACGUGGGUGCUUGAGCUUGAUCAGAAACACAGCGGCGCGUUGAUGCUCAGGGCCCAGACAUUAGUCACACUUAAAGAUUACCAUUCUGCUCUUUUUGAUGUCACCAGGCUCUUGGACUUGAACCCUGAUUCUGAGGUCUACCAAAACCUUGAGGCUCGCUUGAGGACGCAGUUGUCCCUUGCUCCAAUUCCUGAAGAGGAUGAUGAUGAACAAGAAGACACAGAUGAAAAGUCAAGUAGGAACGGUGAGUGUAUAGAUAAGAGGUUUGAGUCAUUAGUUUCCAUCACAAGAGAUGUAAGAACGAAGGGGGAAGAAGUUGUUGCACCUAAAACACCUGAGGUUAGAGAAGACAAGAGCAAGGAAGAUGGGUCAUUGUCCAAUGCUUGGCAAGCCAUCCCUAAGCCCAAGGGUCAUUCCACACUCGAUUAUGCCCGUUGGGAUUCAGUUGAAAACGACGACUCCAGUGAAGGAGAUGACACCGAUGAAGACAGUGACGAGGAGGAUCAGCCUCAGUACAGAUUCCGUGUUAGAACCGUCGGUGUGCGUCCUGUGAAGUGAUAAAAAAUAUGUGUAGAGUUCAUAGGGGACAUGGAUGGUUUCUUUCAUUACCCUGAUAUUGUUGUUGCACACAAGAGCUGUGAAAAGAGAAAAGCCAGCCGACUGUUCAUCUCCUCUGAGGCUGUGAGUAGUGAUGUGAUGUUAUACAUAUUCGUUAAGAAAGCACAUGUAUAAGUCUUUAUGUGAUGUCACAAUAUACAAGAGGACCAUUAUCAAAUGAAAUGGUGCCAUUCUUCUCUUGGUCAAUGCUGUUUCACUAUACACACCAUAUAAACUUUCUGUACAAGUGAUGUCUUUGUUUUGUUUUUUUCACUAGUUUAAUUUAAAACCGUU